AACAAACACAAUAUACUCAACACAUUAAGUCAUGGAAGUUCUCAAAUCGCUUCUGCUCUUGUGGUGUUUCCAAGAAGUAAUACAAUGCUAUGGAGACAACCAGUACUGUGCUGACCAGGUAGAGGCAGUAAGGGUGAAAGCAGGCGACACUGUGACAAUCCCAUGUAGGAUCAGCUUCCCAAAGGACUGGGAUGAAAAUACAACUGUAGAAGUGUAUUGGAGGGAGGCAACAUCUAUCCCUUGUGGAAAUGCCAGAUACAUCUACAAACCAAUAGCAAAAGGGACAGAUGAAAAAUACAAAGGGAGACUUUCUAUAGUGGGGAGUCAGCAUAAGGAGGCAUCUCUUAGAAUCCAAGGAUUAAAGACCACAGAUGGUCCCAGGUUCUGCUGCCAAGUGCUGUUACAAAACAAAGAAAGAGAAGAAAGAUGGCAAAACCGUCAUACAACUGUCCUGCAAUUUCAAGAGCAUCGUCAUAUCUAUGUAGAACAGUUGGAUGCAGUUCCUGCCUUACAGGGAGAAAACAUCACAAUACCUUGCCGUAUUCAUAAUCUACCUGCAAAUAAACAGGAGUUAAAGGAAGUGAUCUGGAGACUGGGAAACAGUGAGCUGUGCACAGACAAUAAAGUAUCAAUCACAGAGAGGCAACAAAGGAACUCGAAUGAAAGAUACUCAGUAGUAGAUUUUCCUGAUGAUGUCUCACUGCACAUAAAAGAUGUGAGACCUACUGACAAGAAACAUUACUGCUGUGAAGUUACUGUAGGAUUUGAAAGAGUCAGUAGUACCCAUGGCACACAACUGGGAGUUAAAGAUUCUAAAUCAGAUAAAGAAUACUUUGUGCAUCAGCCUCAGAAAGCAUCGGCCACUAAGGGAGGAUCUGUGACCAUCCCCUGUUCUUUUAACUCUACAAACAAUAAUGAUCCCUUGUGGGUUGGAAUUUACUGGAGAGUAGAUAGUCUCACUGGACCUCAUGCUUAUCACCCCUCCCAAGAAUUUAUUAAUUCUACUUACAUGGGGAGGACACAACUGAUGGGACAAGGAGAUCUGCAUAUACAGGGGCUACAGGAACCAGACAGCACCUCUUAUUACUGCAUCGUGAUGCUCAGAUUCUGUAUUGGAACUAACAAAUAUAAUUCAGUAGUUGCCUAUGGCCAAGGAACAUCUCUGAUUGUAACAGGCCAUAAUAAUAAGAUUCAAUAUUACCAUUGGAAAACCUAUGCCUUAAUCGCUGCCAGAAGCGUUCUGUUCUGUAUUGUUAUCCUAUGUGGUACUCUGGCAGUUAUAAAGAUAAAAUGGCAAGUUGAUGAGAGCAUCAGGAAGAUUGAACUAUGACUGAAAGUGUUAGAAACUUUUUGAAACAAUCUAUUCUACAUUCCUGAAAACCUCAGAGACGGAUUUCCAACUGCACAGACUGAUAAAAAAUAGCAACAAAAAACAUUGAGAGUUAAAUAGACUUUGAAUAAGAACCGUCUAAUUCUUCUCAUUCAGCAUUUAAAAGAUAUACUGUUUCUGAUUCUAUUUCUGUUUUGUAUUUUAUUAUGUGACAGUAUUCAUUUUCAUA
Molecule: messenger RNA, 1559 nt
Organism: Bombina bombina (fire-bellied toad)
Lineage: Eukaryota; Metazoa; Chordata; Amphibia; Anura; Bombinatoridae
Exons: 7
Coding region: 32-1330 (432 amino acids)
Biological process (GO): negative regulation of T cell proliferation; cellular response to lipopolysaccharide; positive regulation of T cell proliferation
Cellular component (GO): external side of plasma membrane
Source: RefSeq, a predicted model, not a curated record